UGUGUCGGACAGUGUAGUGUACUAAAAAUAAAGGAAUAUUCGAGAUAAGUUUUAAUCGCAUAUAGUUUUAUUGUCUGUUGUGAAAUUUAUUGGCAAUAUUGGAUUUCCCAGUAGUAUGAAAUGAACGAUUCAAAAUAUAUAAACUUCAUUCGUCGAUCAAUUCUGUAGAUAAACAAACGAAAAGAGGAGAACUAUAAGCAACAUUGUGAAUGUGGUUCAAAUGAGUUCAAAAUAAUAUUACGUUAACGAAAGUGUUCAUUUGGUUUUAGGAAAUCAACAAAUUUGUUUUGUAUACCAAUUUAUUUUCUCCGAAAAUAUCACUCUUAUAUCAUUUUUAAACGUAAAUUCCGUGUGUGCACUUGUGAAGAAAUCCAGUGUUUUUUUUUUAAAUGGAGUCCAUUCAACGAAAUUUACCGCCAAAUCCUCGGGAAAAAGUUAAUAUUGUGUCGCUGUUGUUAUUCACAUGGACUGUACCGCUGUUCAGAAAAGGAUAUGCAAAAGUAUUACAAUUAGAAGAUAUUUUCCAACCAUUGAAAUGUGAUAAAUCCGAUGUGCUGGGUGAUCGCUUAGAAGCGAAUUGGAAGAAACAGUUGGCUAAAUCGGCGCGACCGUCUUUGAUUAAGACCAUUUUGGCUACGUUUUGGAAAGAAUAUACACUUCUUAGUUUCGUAUGCGGAUUAAAUGAUAUUUUUUUGCGAUUGGGUCAGCCACUGCUACUCGGGAAAUUGCUACUUUAUUUUUGCAAAGAUUCGACGAUAAAAUACGAAGAUGCUCUCUUGUAUGCAAGCGGAAUUCUAAUCUUAAACGCUAUUAACACCAUUUUAUUCAAUCAGUUCUUCUUAAUUAGUUCUCAUAAUGGAAUGAAAACACGGGUAGCUGUGUGCUCGCUAAUUUAUCGAAAAGCAUUACGGCUUUCACAGACUGCACUAGGUGAAACUGCUCCCGGAAAAGUAGUGAACUUACUAUCGAAUGAUGUGAAUCGAUUCGAUUGGGUUACAAUGUUUCUGAACAGUAUGUGGACGGCACCGUUACUUACGCUAAUCGUCGGAGCAUUGUUAUGGGCUGAGAUCGGUGUAGCCGGAUUGAUAGGAAUUUUGAUCGUGUUCAUUGUAGUACCGAUUCAAAGCUACACGGGUAAAUUAUCAUCAAAAUACCGUUUGCAAACAGCCCUCCGAACAGAUGAACGUGUCCGAUUUAUGGACGAAAUUUUACGCGGCAUUCAAGUGAUAAAGAUGUAUGGGUGGGAAUAUUCUUUCUCCAAAUUGAUCACUUAUGCUCGCAAAAUGGAGCUGAAAAUUAUUCAAAGAAGUUCACACAUUCGGGCUUUAUACAUGACGUUCAUUCUUUUCACGACCAGAAUGGCCAUAUUCUGUACAAUGUUAUCCAUCGCAUUAAUCGAUGGACCAGAUCAAAUUACCGCUGCCAAAGUGUUCUUUAUUUCGUCCUACUUUGCAAUUAUCGCCCAAGCGAUGUCGCAGAUGUUCGUUCGCGGAGUUGCUGAAAUUGCUGAAAUGCACGUCGCCUUGAAGCGAUUACAAAACUUCUUAGAUUUAGAUGAGAAGAAGACUGAAAGCAUUUGCGCGCCGAAAAAUGGGCACAACGGAUUGAGUGGAGCGAAAACAGAGCACAACGGAUUGAAUGGAGUGAAAAAUGAUGUGGAAAAAGUAAGAUCAGAACUUAUAACACCAUCAAAUAAUGUGUCGGUAUCGAUUAAAAAUGGUACUGCUUGUUGGACAAUGCCAGCCAAACCGAAUGGAAUUGCACCACGUGGCAAUGAUUUAGUCGAAUGUAAAGUGCCCACCCUCAUCAAUAUAAACGUUGAUUUUCCACGAAGAAAACUGAUUGGCAUAAUUGGGUGCGUUGGAGCCGGUAAGAGUUCAUUUUUACAGGCAAUUCUACGAGAAUUACCUUUGGAAGCGGGCUCAAUGCGUAUAAAUGGUUCAAUUUCAUAUGCAAGCCAGGAGCCAUGGGUAUUUGCUGGAUCGGUUAGACAGAAUAUUUUGUUUGGUGAGGACUAUGACCGUGAUCGAUACGAUGAUGUCAUUAGAACAUGCGCUCUGGCCAAAGAUUUCGAGCAACUUGAAAAUGGAGAUCGAACAAUUGUUGGAGAUCGAGGAGCAAGUCUUAGUGGCGGUCAAAAAGCUCGUUUGAAUUUGGCUCGCUCUUGCUACCGCAAAGCCGAUAUUUAUUUGAUGGAUGAUCCUCUAAGCGCCGUUGAUGCUCAUGUCGGUACCUAUAUUUUCAACGAAUGUAUCGGUCCAAAAAGUCGACUGGCAAAGCUAAACGCAACACGUAUUUUGGUCACACAUCAAGUGCAUUUCCUGAAAGAAGCCGAUUGGCUAGUUAUUCUUAAGGAUGGACAAAUUGAAGUUCAAGGAUCACCAGCCGACGUGGUAAAGAGUGGUGUCGAUUUUGCCAAACUUGUCGGAACAGAUGGAAUAAAUAAUAAUGAAAAAAAUCCGGUGAGGCACGGAUGGCGAUUGUCUGGCGAAUUAUCAGCAAGUUCAACAUCAAUAAGUACAGAGUUUGACGACGAUGAAGAAGAUGAAGGAAGAACUGAAGGUGUCGCAAUGGAAGCUAGUUCAAAAGGCAAAGUCGACGGAUCGAUUUCAUUGAAUUACUUUAGAGCCGGUGCACAUUGGUCUGUUUUGAUUGUGGUGGGUGUUUUAUUUUUGAUUGUUCAACUGUUGGCUAGUGCAGCAGAUUAUUGGGUUUCAAUAUGGACCAAACAAGAGGAAAUGCGUCGGGAUCAAGGUUCGACAGCGAUGAAUGAUUCAAAAAUAUUCGAAACCAUAAAUGAACCAACUCAGUCAUACGCAUCGUUCACUCUGAGUACCGACUUUUGUAUAUCCGUGCAUGGUGCAAUAUUGGCGUCUCUAUUUAUUGUUGGUAUUGCAAGAUCGGUCGGAUUCUUUUCGAUUUGUAUACGAGCCUCUCAGAGACUUCACGACACUAUGUUCAACGGUCUAAUUUCAACUAAAAUGCGAUUCUUUGAUACAAAUCCACUGGGUAGAAUUCUCAAUCGAUUUUCCAAAGAUAUUGGUGCAACUGAUGAUUUCUUCCCGAAAGCAAUGCUCGAUGCCACACAAGUCAUUCUGAGCAUAAUUGGGACGAUUUUUGUAGCCGCGACUGUCAAUGCAUACUUUUUGAUUCCAGUAAUUGUAAUGGGUUUGAUUUUUAUCUUUGUUCGCAAAGUAUACUUGAAGACAUCACAGAAUAUAAAAAGACUGGAAGGAAUUGCAAAAUCACCUGUGUUCACACACUUAGCGGCCACCCUAACAGGCCUCUCAACUGUCCGAGCUUAUAAUGCUGAAAAAAUUCUGGAAACUGAAUUCGAUUAUCACCAAGACACACAUUCAGCCUGUUGGUAUAUGUUUAUCGCUACAAGCUCCGCGUUUGGUCUCAGCUUGGAUAUCAUGUGUUGGAUUUUCAUAACAUUUAUUAUUUUGUACUAUAUGCUGGUUGACUCAAGUGUUUCGGACGAGAAAGUGGGAUUAGCCAUAACACAAGCAAUGUCAUUAACGGGAAUGCUACAGUGGGGAAUUCGUCAAAGUGCCGAGACUAGCAAUCAACUGAUGUCUGUUGAGCGUGUCCUCGAAUAUCGAGAUUUGGAGCCAGAGAAACAGCCUAAGGAACCGCAUAAAGUCAUUGAUGAGUGGCCAUCGAGAGGAUGCAUUGAAUUUAGAAAUGUUGUCUACAAAUACUUUGCUGAAGCUGAACCAGUCUUACGGGGUCUGUCAUUUGUAAUUAAACCGAGAGAGAAAAUCGGAAUCGUUGGUCGAACGGGUGCGGGCAAAAGCUCAUUGAUAGGCGCUAUUUUCCGUUUGGCUUGCAUCGAGGGAGAGGUGAUCAUUGAUGACAUCGAUACUGCUACACUUCAACUGAAGGAUUUGCGUAAACGCAUCGCAAUCAUUCCUCAAGAUCCAAUUUUGUUCUCCGGUACCUUAAGACGAAACUUGGAUCCAUUCGAGGAGUAUCCAGACGAUGAUAUUUGGAAUGCUCUGGAGAAGGUGGAAUUGAAAUAUAUCGCAUCAGGCCCAUUGGGCUUGCACUCGGCAGUAAUGUCACACGGUUCGAAUUAUUCAGUUGGUCAACGGCAACUUCUCUGUUUGGUUCGCGCCAUUUUGCGUAAAAAUCGUAUUCUUGUUUUGGAUGAAGCUACAGCCAACGUUGAUCCACAAACGGAUCUAUUAAUUCAACAAUCAAUUCGCGAGAAGUUUGCCGAAUGCACGGUAUUAACCGUUGCUCAUCGAUUGCACACAAUUAUCGACUCCGAUAGAGUAUUAGUUAUGGACACCGGUCGAGCGGCUGAAUUUGAUGAGCCAUAUAACUUAUUACAAAAACAAUUCGGUAUAUUCUACGGCAUGGUUAAAGCGCUCGGGCCACAAGAGUUUAACCGUUUGUCACAAGUGGCAUGUGAUAAAUUUUAUACCGUUCAUGAUUUAGAAGGAAGUCGCCUCUGAAAAUCGCAUCAACUUCCUUAAGAAACAUUAUCAAAAAAAAAAUCGUAAAUAGAACUGUAAUAAUACAAAGACAUUUUAUAUUAUACUAGCUUAGCGCGGCGUGCUUUGCUACGCUUUUUUCAUUUUGUUUUUCAUUUCAAAAUACAUCAAUUUUGUGACAUUAAUAGGUGUGACAAAAAUGUCUUAAAAAUAAAAUUGUGACAUUUUGAA
Molecule: messenger RNA, 4673 nt
Organism: Sitodiplosis mosellana (orange wheat blossom midge)
Lineage: Eukaryota; Metazoa; Arthropoda; Insecta; Diptera; Cecidomyiidae
Product: ATP-binding cassette subfamily C member 4-like
Exons: 16
Coding region: 390-4463 (1357 amino acids)
Biological process (GO): transmembrane transport
Cellular component (GO): membrane
Molecular function (GO): ABC-type transporter activity; ATP binding; ATP hydrolysis activity
Source: RefSeq, a predicted model, not a curated record